Rosa rugosa (rugosa rose) is the source of this 1320-nucleotide messenger RNA. RefSeq names its product coatomer subunit beta'-1-like. Bases 121 to 1032 code for a protein of 303 amino acids. The transcript is spliced from 10 exons. The record is from RefSeq and is a predicted model, not a curated record. Gene Ontology annotation, biological process: retrograde vesicle-mediated transport, Golgi to endoplasmic reticulum; intra-Golgi vesicle-mediated transport; intracellular protein transport. Gene Ontology annotation, cellular component: COPI vesicle coat. Lineage: Eukaryota; Viridiplantae; Streptophyta; Magnoliopsida; Rosales; Rosaceae. Gene Ontology annotation, molecular function: protein binding.
UUCCCAUUUCCGAUGGGUAUAAAAAGAGGUUAUAUAUGCCUCAUUCUGCAAUAUCAUCCCAACUUUCAAAGCAAUUUUCUCCAUUAUAUCAUCACUUAAUCUCUGUGCUAUUCACUACAAAUGGCUCUUUCACUAACUAUUGAGAAAGAAUUUGCUCAAACCUCAGAGAGAGUGAAGUCUGUAGAUCUGCAUCCAACUGAGCCAUGGAUGCUAGCAAGUUUGUAUUCAGGAACUAUUUGUAUUUGGAACUACCAGUCACAGACCCUGGAGAAGUCCAUCAAAGUCACUGAGUCACCAGUCAGAUCAGUAAAGUUUGUAGCUCGCAAACACUGGAUUAUAACUGGGGCUGAUGACAAGUUCAUUCGGGUAUACAACUACAAUACUUUGGAAAAGAUCAAAGAGUAUGAAGCACAUACUGACUUUAUCAGGAGUGUCACUGUCCAUCCAACUCUACCAUAUCUGCUGUCAUGUUCUGAUGACAAGGUUAUAAAGCUUUGGGACUGGGAGAAGGACUGGGAAUGCACUCAGGUCUUUGAGGGGCAUUCCCACUAUGUGAUGCAAGUGGCUUUCAAUCCGAAAGACACCAAUAGUUUUGCUAGUGCCUCUCUAGAUGGAACCAUUAAGACAUGGAACAUUGGCUCUUCUGCCCCAAAUUUUACACUACAAGGCCACUCAAAAGGAGUGAAUUGUGUUGAUUACUUUAUUCACAGCGAUAAGACUUACCUGUUAAGUGGUUCUGAUGACUUCACUGCCAAGGUAUGGGACUAUGAAACUACAAGUUGUGUGAAAACUCUAGAAGGUCAUGAGAACAAUGUAACAACUGUGAGUGUUCAUCCUGAGCUUGCCAUAAUAAUUACCAGUUCUGAGGAUGGGACUGUUCAUAUAUGGAAUGCAACCACAUUUAGUCUAGAGCACAAACUGAACUAUGGUCUUGAAAGAGUUUGGGCCAUUGGACACGUGAAAGGAUCAUACAAGGUUGCAUUUGGUUUUGACAAUGGAACCAUUAUAGUCAAAAUGAAUACUUCUGCUUGACAUUCUGUGUACCUCCAAGCAUGAUGAGAAGCAAAGUGAUGAAACAAAAGACCUCUAAGUUAUAUAUGCUGUAAUUUAUACCGUCUGCUCUGAAAUUUAAAGUGAGUUGUAAUGUUGUAUGAUAUCUAUGUAAUCCUACUGAAGGAAUAUUCCUACGUGGCCAAUAAAAGUUUCCUUAUUUAUAUGUAAUUUGUUUGUGCAUGCUUUGUAAUAUCCCUCAAGACUAGUUGUACUGCUUCUGUAAUUUCUGUUUUAUAUAAAAGGAAUAAACUUUGUUUGCGUUGUUUA